AUAAAAAAAGAAAUUUCAUACUUGCCAACGGAAAGGAAAGGGGAACGAAAGAAUAAUAACCCAGAAAGAAAAAAACAUCAAGUCAACAAAGAAGAACGAAAACAAAACAGGUCCGAACAAGUUUGAAUGUUAUCAUCAUCAUCUUCGUUGUAAUCGCUUUUUGUCUCAUCUGGGUAUUUCCUCUGUUGACCAUUCUUUCUAUUCGCUUAUUUUCCUGGAAAAUCCAUUGGGGUUUGUUUGUUUGUUUGUGGAGAAUGUACAGCUUCCCUCUUCUCUGAUUCUCUUUACAGAACUGGAGGAAAGUUUGAAUUUUUAUUUGGUUUUCGUACAAAAGUGAGAGACUUUUGCGAUUGUUCAGGUCUUGUUGUUGUGAUUGUUCUGUGGGAAGAAUGAUUAGAGUUAUUGGGUCGAGAAUAAAUUAAUAAAUAGAUAUGUGGAAACAGAUUCUGAGUAAGCUUCCCAAAAAGUCUUCUUCUAAGAGCGAUCAUCAUAAACACGGUGGUCCUCAUUCCUCUUCUUCAUCCUCUCAUGCUUCCACUUCCAAAAGCAGCAGUCACAAUAACUCACACACCAAGAACGCUCCUCCUCCUCCAGGCGGGAGAUCCGAAGGUGGAAACAACCACAACAAAAGUGGAGUCUUCACUCCUUAUGAAGCAUUACCUCAUUUCAAAGACAUUCCCAACUCCGAAAAGCAGAACCUCUUCAUCAACAAGCUGAACUUGUGCCGUCUAGUCUUUGACUUCACUGAUCCCACAAACAACAUCAAGGAGAAAGACAUCAAGAGGCAGACACUGCUCGAGCUUGUGGACUACGUGAACUCCGCUAACAACGGCAAGUUCAGCCAAGUCAGCAUUCAAGAACUUGUCCGGAUGGUCUCUGCCAACAUAUUCAGAACGCUAAACCCUCAGCCGCGUGAGAUUAAUAAAGUCAUCGACGCCUUGGACCUUGAGGAGGAAGAGCCUUCCAUGGAUCUUGCCUGGCCUCACUUGCACCUCGUCUACGAGCUUUUCCUGAGGUUCGUUGCUUCCCCUGAGACUGACACCAAGCUCGCUAAAAGAUACAUAGACCAAUCCUUUCUCCUCCGGUUACUCGAUCUGUUUGACUCCGAGGAUCCUAGAGAGAGAGAUUGUCUGAAAACCAUCCUCCAUCGGAUCUACGGUAAAUUCAUGGUCCACCGUCCUUUCAUCAGAAAAUCCAUAAACAACAUCUUCUACCGGUUUGUUUUCGAGACAGAGAAACACAACGGAAUCGCUGAGUUUCUUGAAAUCUUGGGAAGUAUCAUCAACGGGUUUGCUCUUCCUUUGAAAGAUGAGCACAAAGUGUUUCUCGUCCGUGUUCUGAUACCUCUCCACAAACCCAAAUGCUUGCAAAUGUAUCAUCAGCAGUUGUCUUAUUGUAUCGCACAGUUUGUUGAAAAGGAUUGCAAACUUGCUGAUACGGUUGUUAGAGGGUUGCUCAAGUACUGGCCGGUGACAAACAGCUCCAAAGAAGUAAUGUUUCUCAAUGAGUUGGAGGAAGUGCUCGAAGCAACUCAACCACCAGAGUUCCAAAGGUGCAUGGUCCCACUGUUUCGCCAAAUAGCUCGAUGCUUGAACAGUCUUCAUUUUCAGGUUGCAGAGAGGGCUUUAUUCUUAUGGAACAACAAUCACAUAGAGAAUCUGAUAAUGCAGAGCCGCAAAGUCAUUCUUCCAAUUAUAUUCCCUGCGUUGGAGAGAAACGCGCAGAAGCAUUGGAACCAAGCUGUUCAUAGCUUGACACUAAACGUGCGGAAGAUAUUUAACGACCUUGACCCUGAGCUGUUCAAGGAAUGCCUUGCUAAGUUCAAAGAAGACGAAUCAAAGCAAGUUGAAACCGAUGCGAAACGUGAAGCCACUUGGAAGCGUUUGGAAGAAGUUGGAAUGCGUAAGGCUUCGUGAGGUUUAGAGCUGUAAAGAAAGAAGAAAAAAGAGAGAGAGAGACAGAGAGAGAGAGAGAGCUUUUCGUGUCUUAUCCACUGGAGUGUGGUAUGCUCUUCAGAUACUUCUGAUAUUUAAAUUCAGGAGAAGCAUUGAAGAAAAGUGGCCUCUUCUUGAAAGUCAAGAUGUAAGAUUGUUCUAAAAUCUUCCUGUUCUUUGAAGCUUGUUAAUGUUUUCUUUUUUGCUACAUUGUCCCAUCUAUGUUUAUCUUUCCCUGAGACUGUCUGAUUCAUUCAUCUUCUCCUUUUGAUGAUAUCUGCAAAAUUGCAGCUUUAGGAGAUUGCCACAAGAAUCAGUUUGUUGUUUGUAUUAAAUACUUUUCUCCACUUGUAUAGUUUUUUUUUUUAAGCAGUCUUUGGUUUCA
This is a messenger RNA of Raphanus sativus (radish), 2319 nucleotides long. RefSeq names its product serine/threonine protein phosphatase 2A 59 kDa regulatory subunit B' eta isoform. Gene Ontology annotation, biological process: signal transduction. Lineage: Eukaryota; Viridiplantae; Streptophyta; Magnoliopsida; Brassicales; Brassicaceae. The record is from RefSeq and is a predicted model, not a curated record. The coding region runs from base 432 to 1916 and encodes 494 amino acids. The transcript has 3 exons. Gene Ontology annotation, molecular function: protein phosphatase regulator activity. Gene Ontology annotation, cellular component: protein phosphatase type 2A complex.